CGUUGCGGAAGGCAGUUAACUCCACAAAUCCGUUGCCGUCGGUCCAAAUUUCCCAAACAACCGACUUGUAAGCGUAAAGGCGCGUGUGAAUCCUCCUGGAGAAAGAGAUACAACUAGAGUGCAGUUUACGCUUGACAAGGAUAUACGAAAAAAUCCCCAAUUCCAAAAUGUUCAGAUUUCUUGCAUGACCACCUUGGUGGCCUUGGCUUCCAGCCAGCAAUAUCAUCAGGAUCCCAAGACGGCGGCCAUCAUCAGUGAGCAGAGAUAUCUGUCCGGAGAUGGAAAGUUCGGAGCUGCCUAUGAGCAGGAGGACGGCAUAAACUUCAAGGAGGAGACGGAUGCGGAUGGAACACGUCAUGGCAGCUACAGCUAUGUGGAUCCCUCGGGCCAGAGGCGUACGAUUUCGUACACAGCAGGCAAAAAUGGUUUCCAAGCCUCUGGAGAUCAUUUGCCCCAGGCACCACCUGCUCCCCCACAGCCCGUGCCCACGGCGGGCUAUCAGCCACAGCAGCAGUACCAGCCCCAGCAGUACCAGGCUCCCGCUCCCCAGCCCCAGUCCUCCUUCCGCAGCAACGACUACGGAGACGAUGGGUCCUACGAUCCCCGCUACAACGACCCCUCCUUCGGGCAGAACCAGCAGAGCUACCCACCCGCUCCCCAGCAGCAGUACCGCCCUGCCCCGCAGCCCGCCUACAACCCGCAGCCCGUGCAGCAGCCGCAGCAGCAGCAGUACCAGCCCCAGUACCAGCAGCCACAGCCCCAGCAGGCGUACUACACCACCACCACCCCCAACCCACACCGCUUUUCGCCACCCGGAAAACUCUCCCUGAACCGCACGCCCGAUGGCUUCACCUACUCCUUCAACAAGGUCUAAGUCCCAACCAUCCCUACUCAGACAUGUUGCAUCUUCUUCAUUGGGGCACCCUCUUUUCUUAUAUAGCCUUCUUAUAUAGCCCCUCCCCUAUCACAACUAGAUUCUCUACUCUUUUCUUGACUCCAUCAAAACUCUUGUGUGAUAUGUUUAAGAGCAAAUUGUAACUAUGUAUCGUACUUCCUAUAUGCGUACUGUUUGUUUGUAAUUUAUAAUCCUACACAGAGAAAAUUAGAUGCCAUUACCCGAAAGGGGUAUUGCCAGUUAAAAAUUCGAAUAUUAAAAAUAUGACAUAAAUAUUUUUGAAAUAUAAAGAAAAAUCAAGAAAUUAAGGCCUUAUUUCUCUGUGUUUUUCCCAACUUCCCAUGUAAUUUUUAGAAAAGCGAAGCCAAUAAACCGCGAAGAUGUUGAUCCAGUUUCGAACCUAAUUAA
This is a messenger RNA of Drosophila suzukii, 1303 nucleotides long. It is a transcript of the gene Cpr100A, whose product is annotated as Cuticular protein 100A. The record is from RefSeq and is a predicted model, not a curated record. Lineage: Eukaryota; Metazoa; Arthropoda; Insecta; Diptera; Drosophilidae. Gene Ontology annotation, molecular function: structural constituent of chitin-based larval cuticle. Gene Ontology annotation, cellular component: chitin-based extracellular matrix.